Molecule: messenger RNA, 2507 nt
Organism: Betta splendens (Siamese fighting fish)
Lineage: Eukaryota; Metazoa; Chordata; Actinopteri; Anabantiformes; Osphronemidae
Gene: tmem119a
Product: transmembrane protein 119a
Exons: 2
Coding region: 812-1561 (249 amino acids)
Biological process (GO): ossification; positive regulation of osteoblast differentiation; positive regulation of osteoblast proliferation
Cellular component (GO): plasma membrane
Source: RefSeq, a predicted model, not a curated record
CAUCAUCUGUCACUAUAAUGAAGAUUAAAAUCAGAAAGGAGGCAUGCCUCAAAUAGAGGACCUGCACGACCUGUUAAUGUCUGUUCGCUCUGUACGUGUGUUUCAGAAUGAAAGGGCUGUGUUUUCUCUGCACUGGUCUUGUGCCCUGCAAAGACAGGCUGUAAUCCAUGGAGACUAAAUUAGAGAGGACUUGGUGGGAGGCAGAGAAGUCUUGGGACUCGCCCAACCCAGUACAGAAAUACACACAUCUCUGAAACAUGGGCCUGGUGUAAUAACUGCAACAGCAGUAGAAAGUUAUUGUGAAGGCGAUAUUUCAGGUAAACUCCACUUAUCAGUGCUGUGAGGCAAACCUUGUCUGGAUGAAAAUGUUUUUUUUUUUUGAAGAUUAAACUAAUGAAAAUCAAUUUAUUAUUGAUUUAUCUGCAUAAUAUUAUGCUGUAUAUGUCACCAUGCACAGUUUCACCCUCUAACACCAUAGGUGUUUUUGAAAAAGUAUAAGCAACAAUCCCCAAAAUGUGCUGCAGCAAGUACAGUAGAUGCAGCGGGAGGAAGACUGAGGGUGGCAGCUUGAAAAAAGGAGGAGAGGCUGGAAAUAGAGGGCUGGACCUGGCUCUGCAGGGACGAUACUCAGCAUGGUAAAAUCCAAUCUCCCUGCAUAACUUACUGCAGCAGCGAGAGCCAACGUGCUGAAACUAUAUUUCACUCUUACUUUCCCCGUUACUUCGGCUCCCUCGUCUUUCUCCCUCUGACUCCCGCGCUGCGUUGAGCUGCUUGGCAGAUAAACGAGAGCAGGUUCUGAUUCAGAAGAAGGAUGAGGUCCCGCCUGGUUUUCCACGUCACCUGCGUGAGCCUGCUCUCCGUGCUGUGCAGCGUGUGCCACUCCACGCCUCUGUUCUACAACGCCUCCAUGGACGGCAGUGGGGACGAAGCGGAGCUCGAGCUCCUCUUCCCGACCUCGUUCUCCACCCGCGCCCCUGUUCAGAUUACCGCUGCUACUGGACCUCCCAGUCUCACCAACACCAUCACCACCACCAUGGUUCGCCUCAAGGACUUCGUCUUUAGCAGAGUGGUGGAUUUCCUGCAGGAGAACCUGCUCAUCAUCAUCGUGGUGACCUCUCUGCUUAUCGUCAUGGUCUUUAUCAUCUGCUGUGCCUCUGCCAUGAGUCAUAAGCGCAAGCUGGAGGCCUACAAGCCGCCCCCCAACCCACCCAGGAAGUAUGUGGCUGAUAAAGCAGGUGAAGCCAAGAAUGCAAGCGAGCUCCAGGAGAGGCCGUACGCUUUCGACCACAUCAAAGGGGUCCAGACUCAGGGCACUGCCUCCCCCAAGAACCUGCGCAUGCCCUCCAAGGCCCUGGUGGGAGAGAGGGGGAGGGACGUCAGGUCGUCGCCUCGGCAGGAGGUCAGAAAGGUCAGGGAGGCGGAGGAGGCGGUGGAAAGGCAGAGGGAGGUGCCCAAGCCCAAAGAGCAGGAGCAGUCCAAGCACAGAGAGGAGGCCCAUAGUUCCAGCAUCAGCGCCAGUCAGCCGGUGUGCACCUGCCACCUGAAGAAGGGCCACCACUGAGGUGGGACAGACACCCAGUCCUUCCACACGGAACAAAUGUUCACAUGCUUCAAUUACAAAGUCUCUUUAUGUAUUUAUACCAGUCAGCCAAAGAAAGAAAGAGAAGAAGUAAACAUUAAACCAAUAUGUUCUUUUAUUAGAAAACAGAGUAAACCACGACUAAACGUCUAUAAGUCUUUAUGUUUGUGAAUAAAUGAUGUCAGUGGAUGUUGGAAAAUACAAGAGGUUUCUGGUAGCAACUCAUUUUUCACCAGUGGCUGCAGCAACAGAUAUUACACCACUGUGAGAUUAAAAAACAAGAGAAACCUCUUAAAAAAUUAAUUGCAGCAAAUACUUCUGUUUUGCAUUUGGACGUGUUUUCUCGUUGGCGUCUCCUCAGGAACCGCUAGCCGCUGCAUCACCUCAAUAAAGCAGCAAGGAGCCAAUAAACCUGAGGACGCAUCCUCUUUAUAUUUACAUUCAUAUUUACUUUAUUCUGAUAGCAAAAUGUUUUUUAUCAUAUGUUGUGUAUUUUACAUUAAAAACCCAAAACUUGAGACCCAAGCAAUAAUUAUGGAGAUUUUAUUACUGAGUAGCUGAAUUUAGCUUUUUGUGGUAAAUAGAAUAGUUCGAUUUUGUUUUAAAUAAGUAACUAUUAUGUACAAGAUGAAUUAUGUUUUCUUAAUGUGAUGAGUUACUUCAAAAAUGUACUUAAAAACCAUGUAUUUGUCUGAUAUUAUUUUACCUAAAUUCAGAUUUGACUGGGGAUGUGUCAGAAAUCCUCCCAGUACUGAUAUUUAGUGAUACAGAUUUUGUUGGAGUUAUGAGAAUAUUGUCAUGUUUAAACUGAAUCUCAGUUUGCAGUGCUCAGAUGUUUCCAGACAUACAUUCUUGUGCCAUUCACUAAUGCCAUUCACUAAAUUACUAUUUUGUUUUGAUAAUCUUUAAUAAAACUCUUAAUACUGUA